This is a messenger RNA of Oreochromis aureus, 2818 nucleotides long. It is a transcript of the gene slc20a1b, whose product is annotated as solute carrier family 20 member 1b. NCBI's taxonomy places the organism in Eukaryota, Metazoa, Chordata, Actinopteri, Cichliformes, Cichlidae. Gene Ontology annotation, biological process: phosphate ion transmembrane transport. Gene Ontology annotation, molecular function: phosphate transmembrane transporter activity. The record is from RefSeq and is a predicted model, not a curated record. The coding region runs from base 685 to 2787 and encodes 700 amino acids. The transcript is spliced from 11 exons. Gene Ontology annotation, cellular component: membrane.
CCCCCAUCUCUGUUUACCGGUAUAAGCGAGUUCCUCUGGAGUCUGUCAGGCAUUCAUUCAAACUGAGAAGUUUCUCGAUUCCAUAAGGCGGUUUUUUCUCUCCAUAUCGACUCACUUUGUCGCAAGUAUCAUUUUUCUGUAGUCACGUUAUUUUAUUUUAUUUUUUUUAAAUUAAGGGCAGGUUUUUUGAACGGGUUACAUUUCAUAAUCCGUUUAAGUUUUUCUUUAUCCCGCCCGCGCUGUCUUAACGUCUGUGUGCGCGCGCUAAUUAGCUUAACGGCUAGUGAGCACUACGGGACUGACAACUGCAGCGUGUGGAUGUACCCUUGCUCAUCUGCAGUCACAGUGGCACAAUGGCUGGCUUUUCGUUCUGCUUAAUCUCUCGGCACCCAAAGAACAAUAACAGAUCCAGCAAAAUUUUAGGAUAGCAGUAGUUUUUCACUGUACCUCUAGUUUACUUUAAUUGUUUUCUGGUUAGAUCCAGAUAAACCCAUUACAAGUUUGCACUGCUGAAUCCCACAAAUUCUGUUAAGACAGGUGGGCCUAAAAAUAAAGCUAAUUAUUUAUUUACCUCUAUUUACCUCUUUAUUUUACUAGCUGCUGUUUAGAUUUAUAUAAAAACCUAUUUUGUCAGGCAUUUGUUCCUUUAAGAUUGUGAAUCAGUUCCUUUAAAACUUACAAAAAAUGUUUUCAACAACUGCAACUGCAAUAACGCUGGCGACUACCAUAGUAACCUACACACCUCUGACUGAGUAUGUGUGGUUGCUGGUUGUUGGCUUUAUCAUUGCCUUCAUCUUAGCCUUUUCCGUCGGUGCCAAUGAUGUUGCUAACUCGUUUGGUACAGCCGUGGGCUCUGGAGUGGUCACUUUGCGUCAGGCAUGUAUUCUAGCGACAGUGUUUGAGACCUUGGGGUCUGUGCUUCUUGGGGCCAAAGUGAGUGAAACUAUUCGCACGGGAAUCAUUGAUGUGGGCAUGUACAACGGCUCUGAACAUGUGUUGAUGGCUGGAUCUGUCAGUGCAAUGGUUGGUUCUGCUGUGUGGCAGCUGGCUGCUUCCUUCCUUAAGCUCCCCAUCUCUGGAACACAUUGCAUUGUUGGUGCUACUAUCGGCUACUCGCUGGUUGCCAGAGGCCAGCAGGGCGUCAAGUGGCUUCAACUCCUACGUAUUGUUGCUUCCUGGUUCCUGAGUCCCCUGUUGUCUGGAAUAAUGUCAGCCAUUGUCUUCUAUUUUGUGCGCAGAUUCAUCUUACAGAAAGAAGACCCAGUACCCAAUGGAUUGAAGGCCCUGCCUGUCUUCUAUGCGAUGACAAUGGUGAUCAACUUGUUCUCCAUCAUGUUCACUGGUGCUCCGGUGCUGGGAUUUGGCUUGAUACCUUGGUGGGGCAUCCUGCUCAUCUCAUUGGCCUGUGGUCUGCUGACCUCCAUUGUGGUUUGGUUUAUUGUCUGCCCUCGCCUAAAGAAGAAGAUUGAACGAGAUAUCAAGUCCAGUCCCACUGAAAGCCCUCUGAUGGAAAAGAAGGAGCUUAAAGAAACCCACUGUCCAAUCCUGAAGCAGGCAUCUACCACACCAGCUGCCAAUUACAACUCUGCUGACCCUCUUCCUGCCCCUGAGGAGCGCAGGGUGGCCUUCGACAUCGGAGACUCUGAUGAAGCCGACAGUAAUAAGGAAUACAGGGUGGCAUUUGACAUCGGAGAUUCUGAUGACACAGACUGCAGCAAUUCAAAUGAUGCCCCCGCACAGGUUCAAUCAAACAGUCAGGUCCAUUUUAGUAACCAAGCCCAAAGCAAUGGUGCCUCCACAAAUGCUCAAAAUCAGGUUCAAUUCAAAAAUCAUGUUCAGUUCAACAACAGACCUCCACAGCCACCAAGUAACGGUUAUAGCACGUACCACACAGUCCACACAGACUCAGCCCUCUACAAAGACCUACUGCACAAGCUCCACCUGGCCAAAAUGAGCGACUGCAUGGGAGAGGGAGGCGACAGACCUAUCCGGCGCAACAACAGCUACACCGCCUACACCAUGACCAUCAUUGGCAUGCAUGACAAGCAUAAAGAAGGGGACUUCCGUGCUUGUGAGGAUGGCAACAAGGCUCCAGGAUCAGGCAGUCAGGAGAGAAAGCGACUGCGUAUGGAUAGCUACACCAGCUACUGCAAUGCUGUGGCAGAGCACACAACUCCUGAAGGUCUGGUAGAGGGUGAUGUGAGGCUAGAAAUGGAGAUCAAGGAUACAGGUAGCAGCCAGAGCUCCCUGGAUGAUGAAAGGCCUGAAAAAGACAAACCAGAAGUCUCAGUCUUGUUCCAGUUCCUUCAAAUUCUUACUGCCUGCUUUGGAUCCUUUGCCCAUGGAGGAAAUGAUGUUAGUAAUGCCAUUGGACCUUUGGUAGCUCUGUGGUUGGUUUACAAAACAAGCAGCGUGGUCUCAAAUGAACCUACACCCAUUUGGUUACUGCUGUAUGGUGGCGUGGGUAUCUGCGCUGGACUCUGGGUAUGGGGUCGCCGGGUGAUUCAGACAAUGGGGAAAGACCUCACCCCCAUCACCCCCUCAAGUGGUUUUAGCAUCGAACUGGCCUCAGCCUUGACUGUCGUGGUUGCUUCUAACAUUGGCCUGCCUGUCUCCACCACCCACUGCAAGGUGGGCUCUGUGGUGGCAGUAGGAUGGCUGCGCUCAAAGAAGGCAGUAGACUGGCGUCUGUUCAGGAACAUCUUCAUGGCGUGGUUUGUGACGGUUCCCAUCUCUGGUCUGAUCAGUGCUGCUAUCAUGGCUAUCUUCGUCCACGUCAUUCUGUGAGCAUUCAGCUGCACCCCAAGCAUGGGGAGGA